Anguilla anguilla (European eel) is the source of this 1702-nucleotide messenger RNA. It is a transcript of the gene uqcrc2b, whose product is annotated as cytochrome b-c1 complex subunit 2, mitochondrial. The coding region runs from base 92 to 1444 and encodes 450 amino acids. The transcript has 14 exons. Gene Ontology annotation, molecular function: metal ion binding. Lineage: Eukaryota; Metazoa; Chordata; Actinopteri; Anguilliformes; Anguillidae. Gene Ontology annotation, cellular component: mitochondrion. The record is from RefSeq and is a predicted model, not a curated record.
GCUUUCAUACAGGGGAAGUUGUGUACGCGGAUGUUACGUCAUUGAUUCAGCCAUAUUGUGUUCUGGGUGUUGCUGAAGGAGAGAUCGAGUUAUGAAGGGGAUCCGGGGUCUUAGUAAUUUCUCUCAGAGGCUCUCUGCAGCACAGGCUGCCCAUAAGCUGGAUGCGGCAGCAGCUGUUCUCCCUGCACAGGAGGUUCAGGUGACCAAACUACCCAGUGGCCUGGUCAUUGCCUCCUUGGAGAACUACUCGCCUGCCUCCAAGAUCGGUGUGUUUAUGAAAGCCGGCUGUCGAUAUGAGACGCCAGACAACCUGGGAGUUACUCACAUUCUCCGUUUGGCAGCUAACCUGACCACUAAGGGUGCAUCGGCGUUCAAGAUCUGUCGUGGUGUUGAGGCUGUGGGAGGCAGCUUGAGUGUGACAUCAUCAAGAGAGAACAUGGUUUACACUGUUGAGUGCUUGAGAGACCACAUUGACACUGUUAUGGAGUUCUUGAUCAAUGUGACAACUGCUCCUGAGUUCAGGCCAUGGGAGGUGGCCGACCUUACCCCCAGGGUGAAGAUGGACAAGGCCCUGGCUCACCACAAGCCACAGAUUGGUGUUAUUGAAAGCCUGCAUGCAGCAGCAUAUAAGAACGCCCUGUCCAACUCUCUGUACUGUCCAGACUACAUGGUGGGGCACAUCGGCUCAGAUCAGAUGCUCUCCUUCGUCCAGAACAAUUUCACCAGUGGAAGAAUGGCUCUGGUUGGACUCGGUGUGGAGCACUCUGUGCUGACGCAAGUUGGAGAGCAGUUCCUCAAUAUCCGCAGUGGAAUAGGGGCUGCUGGGAAAAAGGCUCAGUACCACGGAGGUGAGCUGCGGGUUCCGAACAGAGACAGCCUGGUGCACGCGGUGGUGGUGAGUGAGGGUGCGGCGGUGGGCACGCCGGAGGCUACCGCAAACAGAGUGCUGCAGCAGGUGCUGGGGGCAGGACCACAGGUCAAGAGGGGCUCCAACACCACCAGCAAGCUGAGCCAGGCCAUCACCAAGGCAACCACCCACCCCUUCAGUGCAUCUGCAUUCAAUGCCAGUUACUCAGACUCGGGGCUGUUUGGAGUGUACACCAUCUCCCAGGCCUCAUGCACUGGUGACGUGAUUAAGGCAGCUCUUAGCCAGGUGAAGGCUGUGGCUCAGGGGGGCCUCACUGCUGCUGAUCUCACCAGAGCCAAGAACCAGGUGAAGGCGGAAUAUCUGAUGUCGCUGGAAAGCUCAGAGGGCAUGUUUGAGGAUAUGGGCUCCCAGGCACUGGCAGGAGGAACCUACAAUUCACCAGAGGCCGUGGCCCAAAACAUUGACUCAGUGACUUCAGAUGGUGUCAUCAAUGCUGCCAAAAAGUUUGUGGCAGGGAAGAAAACAAUGGUGUCUAGAGGACAGAUGAAGACAACACCUUUCAUUGAUGAACUGUGACAGUGGAUAUUUUUAUAACUUCAGAGGCAAGCUAUGCCUUGUUGUUUAUUCAACAACCAAAAAGAAAACAGAAAAUGGUCCUGAUUCUCAGUCACUUAAUUGCAAGAAGAGAUAAAAUUGUCAUCAGCAGUUGCUAUUUAUUGUUUUAAUUUCUCUGUAUUACCUGGGGAGAAAGGGUAUGAAAGUUUCCCACUGUUGUCCUCUAUACUGUACAAUGGAUGUAAAUUAAUUAAAGUCCAUCUAUGUUUAAAAAUAUUA